GUUUGGAACGGGCAGCGGGUCGGAAGUGGGUUGGAGGUUUGGCGGAAGUCGUUGGGGUAUGAAGAGACAGGGAGGGGGCGGUUCCCGUUCGAGCGCGGAGCCGGAUGUUUGCCGAUUUUUGACAGGCGUGGCAGAGGGAGCGGUACCCGACCACGGGUUCUCUUCAGGUUCUGUGGUGUGAAGCUGUGGGGGACAGGCUGGGCCAUGGACCCACUCUCAGAGCUGCAGGACGACCUGACCUUGGAUGACACCAGCCAGGCUCUGAACCAGCUGAAGCUAGCCUCCAUUGAUGAGAAGAACUGGCCCUCAGACGAAAUGCCCGACUUUCCCAAGUCAGAUGACUCCAAAAGCAGCUCCCCAGAACCUGUCACACACCUGAAGUGGGAUGACCCUUACUACGACAUCGCCCGGCACCAGAUUGUGGAGGUGGCAGGAGAUGACAAGUAUGGGCGGAAGAUCAUUGUGUUUAGUGCCUGCCGAAUGCCCCCAAGCCACCAGCUGGACCACAGCAAGCUCCUUGGGUACCUGAAGCACACCCUGGACCAGUAUGUGGAGAGCGACUACACGCUGAUCUACCUGCACCACGGCCUGACCAGCGACAACAAGCCCUCCCUCAGCUGGCUCCGCGACGCCUACCGGGAGUUUGACCGCAAGUACAAGAAGAACAUCAAGGCCCUGUACAUCGUGCACCCCACCAUGUUCAUCAAGACCCUGCUCAUCCUGUUUAAGCCCAUCAUUAGCUUCAAGUUUGGGCAGAAGAUCUUCUAUGUGAAUUAUCUGAGUGAGCUGAGUGAGCACGUGAAGCUGGAGCAACUGGGGAUCCCUCGCCAAGUGCUCAAGUAUGAUGACUUCCUCAAGUCCACACAGAAGAGCCCUGCGACAGCCCCCAAGCCCAUGCCACCGCGGCCCCCGCUGCCCAACCAGCAGUUCGGGGUCUCCUUGCAGCACCUCCGGGAGAAGAACCCGGAGCAGGACCCCAUUCCUCUCGUGCUGCGGGAGACGGUUGCCUACCUGCAGGCCCACGCUCUCACCACUGAGGGGAUUUUCCGGAGGUCAGCCAACACCCAAGUCGUACGCGAAGUGCAGCACAAAUACAACAUGGGUGAGUGGCCCGGGGAUGUGCUGAGACCCACAGGACCAGGCUUCCUGAACCACCCCAGCCUCAGGCUCCUGUGACCUGGGCCCCCAUUCCUCAUAGACAUUGAUGAGAGCCAGAGAGUGGAGGCGACACUGCAGGUCUUCCAGACGCUGCCUGAGGAGAACUACCUGGUGCUUCGUUUCCUCACUGCCUUCCUGGUGCAGAUUUCUGCCCUCUGUGACCAGAACAAGAUGACCAACACUAACCUGGCUGUUGUCUUCGGCCCUAACCUGCUCUGGGCCAAGGAUGCUGCCAUCACCCUCAAGGCCAUCAAUCCCAUCAACACCUUCACCAAGUUUCUCCUGGAUCAUCAAGGGGAAUUGUUUCCUGACUCCAAGGGGCUCUGAGCCCAGCCCUUGCCCCACCCACCCCCUUCUCCUAUAGCCCCAGUUUGGACUCUUCCUCCUGGCUUCAGCCUUACAGGAGCCCGGGGCUCCUGCCCAGGAAGGGGCCAUGAGGCUCCCCCAUCUAGAGAUAGAAACUAGAGCCAGCCAACUAGCUGACUCGACCCCUCCUUCUGUCCAGCCCACCUCACCAGCCCUGGAGGCCUUGCUGUCACCACAAGACGUUUUUCUUCGCCUUAUACUUCUCACUGCCUCCUUGGAUACCUGGCUCCUGCUGGGCUCUGCAGAGCUGGCCUUGGCUUUUCAGGCAGGAGGAUGGGCCCCAGCAACCUGCUUUCUCCUGCCUCUUUCCCUGGUAACUGGAGAUGCCAAAAUCACUGCCGGCUGGGCUGGUAGCUGGGGCUGGUCCUCCCCUUCCUGACUGCUGGGGAAUGGAAGGCUGUGUGGGCCUGGGCUGGCCCUGCUGAGGCUCCUCCCUGUCUGGGUGAAGGCCUGGUUGCCAGCACCCUGCUCCUGCCCUCCCUGCUGACAGCUCAGCCUUGGGUACUUCCACAGCUAGUGAACGGCAGGCUGGAGUCGGCUUCCUAUGUCUGCCUUCUCUUCCACACAUCCUGGGUCAGCCUUUCCCAAGUGGUACUGCCCCCAGGGUGUCCUAACCCUCUGGUUCUACCAGGACUGGCAGCUUGGAUGAUAGGGCUGAGACCCAGCAUCCAUUCAAAAUAGACACCCCAUUCCCACCCCUGAGAGCCCCCUAGUGUCUGGUCAGACCAGUGACAAGCAGACCCCCCGCCCCGCCCUGCCCCUCAUGCCUUGCCCCCCGCCGCCCUUCCCACUUGUACAGAUCCUUAGCCAUGUCUCUUGUGGAGUCCCUGCCCUGGCCAGGGAUGACUCAGUGCCUCAGGAUCUGUGGUAGCUCCUUCCUCCAGCUGUGGACUCCUGGAGGGGCCGGGCAGAGACUGCUAAUUAGAUCGGCCUCUGCCAGGUAAGUUCUAGCAACCUCCUCCCUGGACCCCGAUGAUGAGGGAUAUCCCUCUUUCCACCUGUGUCCCUUCCUGGGGAACCCCUUUUCUGCAGCCUUGGCCAAGCCUGUUCCAUGGGGAUCCUCAAUGACCAGUCCUGUCCCAUCUGUGAGCUGGGUGUGGCCUGGGCCCUGACCUCACUGGGCUCUCCCCAGGACACUAGCAUGUCAGGACUCCCAGGGCCUCCAGUGGCUGCUGGUUCCUUGUCAGUCCCUGUGUCUCUGCCAAGCCCAGGCUUCUGCUUUCUGCCUUCCUUUGUAUAUCAGGUGUUGCUCAUGCCCCACUGACUGGGGAGCCUCGUGGAUCUAUUUGGUCCCUCUCCUGUCCCCUCCCACACUGGUCUUUACCUGGGGGGUGGGGGGCUUGUACUGUGAAUCAAGUGUUCACAUUCACACUUAAUGACUUCCUUGGCACCAAUCAUGUAUUUCACCUUUGCACUUUUUAUAUUUCAAUAAAAAAGGAGAUG
Messenger RNA from Vicugna pacos (alpaca), 2967 nucleotides. Lineage: Eukaryota; Metazoa; Chordata; Mammalia; Artiodactyla; Camelidae. The record is from RefSeq and is a predicted model, not a curated record.